AUGAGAAAUUAAGGCCACAGUAAACUCCGUUUGGCUAACCGAUGUGCUAACUGCUAAAUUUUCUAUAUAUAUUUGAAUAAAUAAGGCUGUAACUCUCAAGUUAUCCUCGUCUAUUGUGAUCGGAGUAUACUCAUCUCCUAAACCACAGCGUCCAAACAGCUCACCUCCACCGCGUACGCUGCCGCAUGUUUCCGCCAGACCCAAAACUCCAGCACCCCAUCGAGUUAAAACCCGGAAUUUGGAGCUGAUUGGAAACACGUCUGUUUCAAAACUCACUAUUUGAAGCUCAGGGGUUGCUGCCUUGUUGGCUAACAUCUUUGUAAAGAUGAAAAAGAAGAAGUCUGGUAUGGUGAAAGUCCGCGCUGAAAAAAAGGAUGGGAUAGUCGUUCAAUGUGUACACUGUUUACGGCGAGAAAUGAGGACGAAGAAAAUUCAGUUUCAGGGUCUAGUGUGGCAAAGUUUUACAUUAGGAGAUCACUGUCGACUAGGAAUGUGGUUCAUUUGCAAACUCGAUACUUGCACACCACAAUGUGCAAGUAUGCAAAGGUUGAAGCUGCCCCGGCUCCUCGGGCGGUGCUGCCGCUGUCCAAGCUAACUGAUAGUUUUUUGGAUGGGAGCAAUAGUGUUUAUUUAGAGACGCUUCAGAGGGCCUGGGAGGCUGAUCCCAGUAGUGUUGAUGAGUCAUGGGACAAUUUCUUUAGGAACUUUGUGGGGCAGACCUCUAGCUUGCCUGGAGUUUCGGGGCAGACGAUUCAAGAGAGUAUGCGGUUGAUGUUGCUUGUGAGGGCUUAUCAGGUUACUGGUCACAUGAAAGCUAAGUUGGACCCUUUGGGAUUGCAGGAGAGGAAAGUCCCAGAAGAGUUGGACAUUGGUUUAUAUGGGUUUACUGAGGCUGAUCUUGAUAGGGAGUUCUUUUUAGGGGUUUGGAGGAUAUCUGGAUUUUUGGCUGAGAAUCGUCCCGUGCAGACCCUCAGGUCUAUAUUGACUAGGCUGGAGCAGGCAUACUGUGGGAGCAUUGGUUAUGAGUAUAUGCACAUUGCCGAUCGUAGCAGAUGUAACUGGUUGAGAGAAAAGAUUGAGACUCCAACAAUGAUGCAAUACAAUAGGCAGCGCCGUGUAGUUUUCCUUGACAGGCUUAUUUGGAGUACACAGUUUGAGAACUUCUUGCAGUCCAAGUGGAAAACAGCCAAGAGGUUUGGGCUUGAAGGUUGCGAAACUCUCAUUCCUGGCAUGAAGGAGAUGUUUGACAGGGCAGCAGAUCUUGGGGUUGAGAGCAUAGUCAUUGGAAUGCCUCAUAGAGGAAGACUGAAUGUGUUGGGUAAUGUUGUCCGGAAACCUUUCCGCCAGAUAUUUAGUGAAUUCAGUGGUGGUACAAAGCCAGUGGAGGAAGCUGGGUUAUACACAGGGACUGGUGAUGUCAAGUAUCACUUGGGAACUUCUUAUGAUCGACCCACUAGAGGUGGGAAAAGACUUCAUCUAUCUUUGGUUGCUAAUCCAAGUCACUUGGAAGCUGUGGAUCCAGUUGUAGUGGGAAAAACAAGAGCAAAACAAUUUUAUUCAAAUGAUUUGGACAGGAACAAGAAUAUGGCAGUUUUGCUUCAUGGAGAUGGUAGCUUUGCAGGACAGGGAGUGGUCUACGAGACUCUGCAUCUUAGUGCUCUUCCUAAUUACACCACUGGUGGGACUAUACACAUUGUGGUGAAUAACCAAGUUGCCUUUACAACUGAUCCAAUGUCUGGCAGAUCUUCAGAGUACUGCACUGAUGUUGCUAAAGCCUUGAAUGCUCCUAUUUUCCAUGUAAAUGCUGAUGACAUAGAGGCAGUUGUUCAUGUCUGUGAGCUUGCAGCUGAGUGGCGCCAGACAUUCCAUUCUGAUGUUGUAGUUGAUUUAGUCUGUUAUCGUCGAUUUGGGCAUAAUGAAUUAGAUGAGCCAUCAUUUACGCAGCCUAAAAUGUACCAGGUUAUUAAGAAUCAUCCGGACCCUCUAACUGUUUAUAAGAACAAACUUUUGGAAUCUGGACAAGUGAACCAAGAAGAUAUUGGGAGGAUACAAAGUAAGGUCAAUACGAUUCUGAAUGAAGAGUUCUUAGCUAGCAAAGAUUAUGUUCCUCAAAGAAGGGAUUGGCUUGCAUCUCAUUGGUCUGGAUUCAAGUCACCUGAACAACUUUCUCGUAUCCGGAAUACUGGGGUAAAACCAGAGAUUUUGAAGGAUGUUGGCAAAGCAAUCACAUUUCUACCAGAAAAUUUUAAACCCCAUAGAGCAGUUAAGAAGGUAUAUGCAGAACGUGCAGAAAUGAUUGAGACUGGUGAAGGCAUUGAUUGGGCAGUUGCAGAAGCACUUGCUUUUGCUACACUGCUUGUCGAAGGUAACCAUGUUCGACUGAGUGGUCAGGAUGUCGAGAGAGGUACGUUUAGUCAUCGGCAUGCUGUACUUCAUGACCAGGAAACAGGGGAGAAAUAUUUCCCACUGGACCAUAUAAUGGCAAACCAAAAUGAGGAGUUGUUUACAGUUAGCAACAGCUCACUUUCGGAGUUUGGUGUUCUUGGAUUUGAAUUGGGUUACUCAAUGGAGAGUCCAAAUGCAUUAGUACUUUGGGAAGCUCAAUUUGGUGAUUUUGCCAAUGGAGCUCAAGUUAUAUUUGAUCAGUUUUUGAGUAGUGGGGAGUCAAAAUGGCUUCGUCAAAGUGGGCUUGUUCUACUGCUUCCACACAGUUAUGCUGGUCAGGGACCUGAACAUUCAAGUGCCCGAUUAGAACGAUUUCUGCAGAUGAGUGAUGACAAUCCUAACCUCAUACCUGAGAUGGAUGAUACACAUGGGAAGCAAAUUCAGGAAUGUAAUUGGCAGGUUGUGAAUGUGACAACUCCUGCAAAUUAUUUCCACGUCCUGCGUCGUCAGAUUCACAGGGAGUUCCGCAAGCCUCUUGUUGUGAUGUCUCCUAAAAACUUGCUCCGACACAAAGACUGCAAAUCAAAUUUAUCCGAGUUUGAUGAUGUGGAAGGCCACCCAGGUUUUGAUAAGCAGGGGACCAAAUUUAAGCGCCUUAUAAAGGACCCAAAUGAUCACUCUGAUCUGGAGGAGGGUAUUAGACGGCUUGUUCUUUGCUCCGGAAAGAUUUACUAUGAACUUGAUGAAGAGCGAAGACAGACUAAUGCGAAGGAUGUUGCAAUCUGUAGAGUGGAACAACUUUGCCCCUUGCCGUAUAACCUCAUUCAGCGAGAGCUGAAGCAAUAUCCUAAUGCUGAGAUAGUUUGGUGCCAGGAAGAGCCGAUGAACAUGGGUGCGUACAGCUACAUUGCACCUCGACUAUCCACUGCCAUGAAGUUAGUGAACAGAGGAACUGCUGAUGAUAUCAAAUAUGUUGGUCGGCCUCCAUCUGCUGCCACAGCAACUGGUUUCUAUAAUGUCCAUCUCAAGGAACAGUCUGAGCUAGUGCAGAAAGCGCUGCAGCCUGAGCCAAUUGAUUAAACUGAUUCAAGCCUGUCCAUAUCUAUUGGAAACCAAACAUUGACAUGCUUGCAUAGAUUGUUAUAGAGUACUGAUCAUGUCCCGAAGGCAUGUGAAAGGUUUUGAUCUUUCUUUUUUCUUCCAGAAUAAUGUCAAGCUUCUCCAUGAUAAGGAAAAAAAAAUACAAGGUUUGCUUGGCCACUCCGGAGUCCGGAAGCAUUUUUAGGUUUAAAUUAUUGGCUUAUUGCAGUUGCAUUCUAC
Messenger RNA from Argentina anserina (silverweed cinquefoil), 3705 nucleotides. RefSeq lists its product as uncharacterized. The transcript is spliced from 10 exons. Gene Ontology annotation, cellular component: mitochondrion; oxoglutarate dehydrogenase complex. Gene Ontology annotation, molecular function: thiamine pyrophosphate binding; oxoglutarate dehydrogenase (succinyl-transferring) activity. Lineage: Eukaryota; Viridiplantae; Streptophyta; Magnoliopsida; Rosales; Rosaceae. The record is from RefSeq and is a predicted model, not a curated record. Gene Ontology annotation, biological process: tricarboxylic acid cycle. Bases 391 to 3465 code for a protein of 1024 amino acids.